AUGAAGAAUGUAGCACUUAUCAGGAUUAUCUUAGUUUAUCAUGCUAUAACUUGUAAUGUUUUCGCGAAUAACUAUAUUCUGCUUUCUAGUUUUGAUAAGCUAUGCAAAGAAAGGCAUGACAAAGGAUUUGUCGCUAAUUAUGUAGUGGAUGAAAUUACAAUUCGUGAACAGUUAGUGUUAUCGUGGCCUGGGGAUUUAAAUACGUCUUCGUUUUACAAUCCUUCAAGGAAUCCAAAGUUUGCAUUGUGCCCUGGACUAGUCAUUCAUCCUUCUGGUCGUUUUGUUAAAAGAUCAUUUCCAGAAGGUCAAGCUCUCUUUUGGUUAUUAAGAGCUAAUAUCCACUUUACUUGUCCUAAAAAUACUCAUUUAUCUGAAUCAUUUUAUCUUCAAUUGGAACAAUGGAUUGAAUCGUUGGAAUGGAACAAAAAACAUUGGCGACAAGAUGCUUUAAAGGAUCAAGAUGGUGAUACCAUAGAUUCAACUAGUAUCGGCGAAGAACCUGAUGAAAUCUUACUGAUCAACUGCUCAAGUUCUUACAUUGGUCAGUCUAAUCAUUGGAGUUUAUCUGGAUAUUUACGAAGAAUUCGCAUUACUUGGAAGCUGAGAAAUGAAACAGAAGUUACAGAUUUUACGGCAAUAACAAAUACAUCACUGUUGAGUACUACUUCUACCUCUUCUGUUAUCUUUUUGAAUACGAGUAUUAGUAACUCUUCAUUGUCGUCAUCAUCAUCCCAUUUAAACAAUUUCAAUAAUCAGCAUUUUCUUUCCAGAUCAGGCAUUAAAUUUCUUGUGCGUAUCUCUUCGCAUAUGAUAUUUGUAGGAAAUUUCUCUAUGGAACGCCAGAAAGCAUUAUGUGAAUUUUUCUCUGGAUUUUGGUGUCUUCAAUCUUUAUCUACUUUUAAUACUACGACAAGUAACCAUCAUCAUCAGGACAACCCAAGUAGUCUAUUAUCAUCGUCUACAUCAAUGUCGUCCUCAUCAUUAACACCAUUGACAAAUCAACAUAAUAUCUUAUCAAGUAAACAUCCUAUUUGUGUUCAAGCUACAAUGUUAUGUGAUAGUCUUCCAGAUUGUGAUUUGAGAGUACCUAUGAAUCAAGUUAAUUUAUCACAGGAUGAAGCCAAUUGUAAUAUGAUCCCAUCAAAUUAUUCACCGAAAACAUCUUCUAAAUUAUAUAAAGAUGAUCAUUGGAUAUCUAAAUUACCAUGGAUAGUUCUUGCACCAGUACCUGCUAUAUUAAUCUGUGCCCUUAUACGUAUCUGUUCACAGAAACGUCAAUUAGACCUCAUUGAAGAUAAUAAUAAUCAUUAUAAUUUUAAUAUUCAUAAUCUUAAUGAAUGUUCAACAAUGUUCUCUAAUUCUACAACUACCAUAGAUCAUUGUGAUAAAUGUAUACAGAUACAAUAUAAAAAGAAAUUACCUACUCAUUAUUUUAUAAUGAAACAAAAAUUACAUCAUUACCGUGGAAGUAUUCCAGGAAUAUUGAAUCAAAUAAAUAAAUUAUCUAGUGUUACUGAAGUUGAUGAUGAAAUUGAUCCAAGUACAGAACAACAAGGGAAUAUAUUGAAUAUGAAAGUAUUGAAUAAGAAUAAUAAUCAUGAUACUAUUAAAACAAAAUUAACAAAGGAUUCGGAUCGUUGUGAUAAUUCAUUAAAACAUUGUUAUUCUCUUCCUGAAUUAACUAUAAAGCAUGAAAAUGAUGAUGAUAAUGGAUUCAACAAUGAUUUAAUGUGUUAUAGUGUUAAUAAUGGGAUUAUUUCCAAUCGAAAUUUUCAUGCGAUUAGUACUUGUUCAAGUCGUGAAGCGAGUACCGAUGAUGAUAAUGAUGGUGAUGAUGAUGACGGGCUUAAUAUCAAUCAUAAUCUUAUGACAAAUUAUCAAUCGAUAGAAGCAUUUGACAAAAGUAAAAGUUGUGAUAGCCUACAUGAAACAAGUACAGAAAAUGUAAGAAUAAAUGGUUUAUCGAUUUCUCCUUGUUCUUCCAAUACAUCAUCAAUAGAUCUUAAUAAUGAUGGGAAUAAAAGGAAUUCUAUGAUUUUAUCUGAUUCCCCCAGUGACAAUAGUCAAUUCAUACUGAAUUUUCCCAAAACAAUAAUGUCCAAUCAAAAUUCUAAUGAUUGUUUAUUAUCAUAUUUGAAGUUGAAUAACGGCGCUCAAUAUAAUAAUGUUAUUACAAAUAAUUACAAUACGGAUAGUAAUCAAUAUCGUGAUCCAUCAAGAAAUAUUUCAUUAUCUGCCUCAACAACACCUUCGUCUACGUUAUAUUAUCAUCAUCAUCAUCGUCAUCAUCAUCAUAAAAAAUUCAACUAUUCACCAUUAGCUUAUUCUUCAAAUGACAUUGUAACAUGUUAUUCUUCAUCAUUGGCCAAUUUUUCUCCGAAUUCAUUUGAAUCACCCAGAAAACUUUCUACAGUAUCCAAAUGUAUAAAACACAUUAAUCAAUUGAUCAGUUCUUCAUUUACUCUUAUUAAUUAUUCAAAAAGUAAUCAUGUACAUAAUAUAUAUACCAUAAUAGAAAUGAAAUUGAUUUCCUAUGGAUAA
Molecule: messenger RNA, 2541 nt
Organism: Schistosoma rodhaini
Lineage: Eukaryota; Metazoa; Platyhelminthes; Trematoda; Strigeidida; Schistosomatidae
Source: the annotation of a GenBank genome assembly